Molecule: messenger RNA, 2076 nt
Organism: Aspergillus alliaceus
Lineage: Eukaryota; Fungi; Ascomycota; Eurotiomycetes; Eurotiales; Aspergillaceae
Exons: 1
Coding region: 1-2076 (691 amino acids)
Source: RefSeq, a predicted model, not a curated record
AUGGUCUACCUUAUCCCAGUGUCGAACCUUGGAACGAUCCGAUAUUCUAGAUCGUUAUCGGGGAGCCCAUCUCAAGCUCCACAUCGGAUCUCCUCCCACAUCCUAAAGUGCUCCACCCAAAGCCGAGACCUAUGGGGAUAUAGUCACCAGCGAUACGGCAAUACGGAUAGCCACACUCGAAUUCGGAUAAACAAACAUCGCCGCCUUUGUCGAGUGAAUCUAGGGGCCAGAGCAGCUGUCCAUCCACGACAAGCGCAAACGCAGGUAUCAUGGGGUCAUCAGCACCACGACCGUCACCCGGGGUGGAAUAUUGGAUGGGGCUGGACUGGGUCCAAGCUCAGCUUUCCAGGGAUUUCUCAGAGUUCGUUACAGCCUCGGAUGGACUUCUGGAAGUCUGAGAGCUCCCGAAUUAGGCAGAUUAAGAAAGAGAUCACCGUCGAUCCUUACGCAGCUCUAUUCGGGAGAAGACUUGAACCUCUUGGCUUUCCGAACUUCGUCGAGGGUCGAGUCAUGUCAUUGUGUCGGUCAGUUUUCGGCCUCGAUAAAGCGCCCACGGUUGACAAAACCUCCCAUAUAACGCAGACCCGGGGUGUGGAGGACCAUGAAUAUGACCCUAUCAGUGGUCGUAUGGUUCCUAGGAAAUUACCCGAGAAGACCACCGGUUGUUCAGACAGAUCUUUGAAAACGCCCGCCGAGAGUUGCACGCGGCAUGAUGAAUGGACUGGCUAUCUCUCUGGUGUCGAUCGGUCAGAAACACAUUCAAGCGAGAAUGCACCCACAUACCAAGACUCAGAGUCGGUCAAGAAGGUCCAGGUAGCUCCGCCAGACAUUCCAGAACUGGCCAAAAAAGAGACAUUCGGAACAACCCCCAGCGAAAUCUCUCAGCGUCAGGAUACUACCCGACUCAUUAAGUCAGAUGUGGAUAUUCAUGGAAACGAUAUCAAAGAGCAACUUGAUCCGGGCCGGGAAGCAAAUGCUGACGUAUCCGACGAGAGAAGCCUCUCCAAAUCACCAAGCUUCUUAGAAAGCAAUCAUAAACCCGCAAGUUACACUGGCAUGGAUUCAGCGCAGCAACAGGAGCUUCUGGCAAGAGAGGAGGCAGAGGAUCUGGACCUCUUGCGACCUAGCGAUAUCCGUUUGUUAUAUAACGCAAAAAAUUUGAAGCGAGAGUCCGUGGAGCCGUGCGAGACACCUAAAGACUUGGAUGCUGCAUUCGAUUCAUUAGACCCGGGCAGAGAUGCCAAUUCUCAAGGCGCAAGAGAGGGGUUCCAGCAACAUGCGGCCGUAAAGUCCGGAAACAGAACGACAAACGAGCCUGCAGCGCUAGAAAGCACGAAGCAAGUACAUUCACGAGACGAAAGUCCAAGUAUUUCUCCGCCACCUUUCCAAAAAGAUUGGACCGACGCAUUACGAUCUGGCGAGCAGGGUCGUGGAAACACCCAGAUUACUGCAAACAGCUCUCUGCCCAGCGAUACUUACCACAUCCUAGCAUAUGAUCCAUCGACGCUACAAAUGACACGAGGGGAAACAAUAUCCUCUUUUCACACAACACACGAGUAUCUUCACCCUUCUGUGGUUCUUCCCCGCUUGAACAACCCAGCCAAGUUCUUACCAUACUUCGAAGAAAUGCAAGCCGAGGGCUACGAGAUCGUCUCGGGUGGUGGAGAUAUACUUGUGUUCACGAAGGCUCUCAACGCCGGUAACCGCGUCACAGACUGUGGCACUGAGAAAGCAAAAAUCGAACUUGGUGCCGCUGUGAGGAAUGAACCUUUGUUCAGUGAUGAGGCUAUCAGCCGAUCGAAACUUGCCCCUGGGCUGUCCCUCAAACUGGAUACUGCAAAUACUACUGGUCCUACCUCUAGUUGUGAUACUUCUGAAGGGGCCAACGUACUUUCCAAAGAGAGAAAGUCUAAGGUUGGCAAAGUCCUACGUCGGAUGCUCAUCGGUGGGUUUGUCACAGCUGCAUCGUGCUAUGCACUCGGUAUUGUCGGCGAAUAUUUCCGUACUGGUGGGCAGGACGGACGUGGUAUUGACGGAUUUACCGAGUUUGAAUCUGAAAGGCGCCACAGGGAUUGA